GUUUAUAUACGGUUACCGUCUCCCAAAAAUAACAUAUACUGCUCGAAACGACUGCCUUCUUCUCUUCUUUCUUUCUACUCAUAAAGUAACAUUUUCAUUGUAUUUUUGUAUUCUACUUUUACUAUCACACACAUACGACAAGCAGAUCACAGCAUACACAUAUACACCACUCUGAACGAUGCGCUUGAUCUACACUAUACUACUGAUUUUCCUUAUCAUUGGCACUUUUAUUGCUCCUCGUCAUCAUACUACAUCGGCAGCACCGGUGGAGGUCGAUGUCGUUUUCGACAAACGUGGGGUACAAGACUUUCACAACACUACUCCAACCCCAACAUCAUCAUCGUCUUGUCAUCAGAGAGACAACAACGACAAUAAAAAGCGCGACCUACUUGCUGCUCGCGCUAAUACCGAUGAUGAUAAUAACGACAAUAACAGUGAUGAUGACUGCCCAACAGAAACUACUACAGCUACUGAAACAGCUACAGAGACAUCAUCUUCAGAAGAUUAUUCCGAUGCUCCAGAGGCCAUUUACGGCGAGGACUGGGUGACACCGCAGAUGGGCGUCGCUGGCGCAGUGCUCAUUGUCCUUGGGCUUUAUUUGAUGGUGUUUGGUUUUCGUUGCUUCCGUCCGACACUAGCUGUCGCUGGCUUCCUUACAUUUGGUCUCAUUACAUGGGUGGGCAUGACCAACAGCCAGUCUGCAAAUGGUUUUACGAAUGAUGCCAUCACCAUGCUCGCUGUUCCUGCAGGUCUAGGUGUUCUCGGAGCCAUCCUCUACUCAUUCCUUUGGAAUGUAUCCAUUUAUCUUGUCGGUGGUAUGGGAGGCCUUGCUUUUGGCUUGUUCAUCCUCUGCUGGCGCGAAGAUUUGGUUAUCACUCAGAACGUGCCACGAGCUUGUUUCCUUGUCGCCAUCUCACUUUUCUUUGCAGCCAUCACAUUUUUUGGCGAGCGCUAUGUUGUCCUCUUUGCUACGUCUUUUACUGGCGCCUAUAUUUUCAUUGUCGGCAUUGAUUUCCUCACCCAUACCGGAUAUAUCGCUGGAGUUAAAUCCGUCCUGGAUCAAAACCCGUUGCAUCGAGUCAAAUACACCAUUGAUCGAAAGGUGUAUGGCAUGAUGGCUGUCAUCAUUGUCCUGUUCCUAAUUUCCUUUGGCUGGCAGUUCUUCUACAACCGCGGCCGAGACUUCGGCGUGAAUGUUGAACCAGUCAAGAAAGGUGCAGACGGUGGUGAAAGCGGUGGGCCGGCUGGUGGAAGCGAACCUAGUGGUGGCGGAGGCGGUAAUGACGCCGGGAGCGGUGGCGGCGAGAAGACAGAAGGCUAGAAACCUUUUCUCUUUCAUCUCCCUUGCGUUUCUUUCUCUCUCAUACCAGCUUUCUCAAAAAACAUGCAUUGAUUCAUCGUCUUUUUUUUAAAUGUAUA
Molecule: messenger RNA, 1419 nt
Organism: Zychaea mexicana
Lineage: Eukaryota; Fungi; Mucoromycota; Mucoromycetes; Mucorales; Lichtheimiaceae
Exons: 5
Coding region: 179-1321 (380 amino acids)
Cellular component (GO): plasma membrane
Source: RefSeq, a predicted model, not a curated record